AGGAUGGACCAGCAGCUGGUUCGGUGAUACAGACGUUAUUCUGUCUCUAUCCAUGGUCUGCCCUAUCGCUCUCGCCCCAACUUCUGCCUUCUAUGGAAGAAGAAGCAGCGUCUCAUUAUUCGCAUUCCCCCCACGAAGAACACCACCUCCCUCUUCUCUGUUUGCAGCUCUCGAUCGACGAAUCCCACCUACCACAAAAUGUGCCGUCUCCUCUGAAGCAGUCGCCGGUGGUCUUCCCAACAAGGUGAAGAUCCGGUGUGCUGAAAUCAUACCGCAAGAGCGAUCGUCAGAAGUACCUGGCACUGUUUCUGUCCUCCAAAGGAUUCUGCCAUGCUUCUUGCUGUCCAUUUUCUUGUCAUUUACCUGCGGUACCUCUCUAGCAGCGGUUGACGACUCGAUUAGAGCUUCUGGGUUCGGGCUAAAGGUAGCCACGGGCUUGAGAAAAUCUGGUUGGAUCGAUGAGGCCAUUGUGUUCUUUCUUGCUACUCUUCCAGUGAUUGAGCUUCGUGGUGCCAUCCCCGUGGGGUAUUGGAUGCGGCUAGAUCCGCUGAAGCUCACCAUCGUCUCUGUUCUAGGGUUUGUGGUUCAAUUCUGAACUUACAUUGCUAGUUAG
This is a messenger RNA of Phalaenopsis equestris, 613 nucleotides long. RefSeq lists its product as uncharacterized. Lineage: Eukaryota; Viridiplantae; Streptophyta; Magnoliopsida; Asparagales; Orchidaceae. The record is from RefSeq and is a predicted model, not a curated record. Gene Ontology annotation, cellular component: chloroplast. The transcript is spliced from 2 exons. The coding region runs from base 53 to 595 and encodes 180 amino acids.